Symbiodinium necroappetens is the source of this 1554-nucleotide messenger RNA. The record is from the annotation of a GenBank genome assembly. NCBI's taxonomy places the organism in Eukaryota, Dinophyceae, Suessiales, Symbiodiniaceae.
AUGGGUCGAAGCAUCAACUGGCAAGAUGCAGUCAGUGGCUCCGCAGCCGGUGCCGUGUCCAAGACUGCCACAGCCCCGCUGGAGCGAGUCAAGAUGGUGCUUCAGAAUCAGCAGCUGUCUGUCGGCAGGGCUGCAAGGACACCACUGCGCAACGUGGUACACGCCGCUGCGCAGCUUCUGCAGGAGCCAUGCGGACUGAGAGGGUUUUGGCGCGGUAACUUGGCCAACGUCCUCCGCGUCGUUCCUACGUAUGGGGCCCGAUUCUGGCUGUUUGCCCUGUGCGACCAGACGCUGGCCUUUGUGCCACAGACAGACACAAGGCGCUUCAUCUCGGGCGGCAUGGCGGGUGUUGGUGCCCUGCUGCUGACGCAUCCUCUGGACUGGGCUAGCAGGGUAUAUGCUAGGGUGAAGGGGUUCAGCAUCUGCAUUGAGGAUGGUUCGGCGACGAUGAUAGGUCCUAAGGUUAAAGGUAUCGUACAAGCUUUGACGACAGUGCCUUCAAAUCUCCUGAUGUACACGGAAGUUCUGGAUUGCUUCCUGAGCGCUUGGAGAAAGGGCGGCGUGCGGGGGCUCUACGCCGGCUGCUUUGCCAGCAUGUUGGAAAUUGCUCCAUAUAGCGCCAUCGUCUUCACCUCCUAUGAAGGCAUCAAGCAGCGUUUGAUGCCUGCGGGCAGCACUGGCGUUUUACCAUCCGGGCCGCAGAUUCUGGCAGGAGCAUGCAGCGGGAUGAUUGCGGCAAGCAUUUGCUAUCCAUUGGACACGAUUAGGAGGCAGCUGAUGUUAGAUGGAGCACUUGGCUUUGAUGCCAGAUAUGGUGGCAGCAUUUGGAAAUGCUGUAAGAGCCUGAGCAGACUUCCGACUGUGCAGGCAAACAGUGUCGGGUUCUAUCAGAUCACAAAGUUGCUGAUCAUCCCCACUGUUAUGGGACUGGAACGAUUGCAGGGGCGAAAGUCGGCAGUUUACAGUCGCAAGGUGAUCCUUAGUAUCGUGGUCACAGCGAUUGGAGUGGCCGUGGCGACCGUCUCGGACUUCGAGAUGAACGUUCGCGGGACCAUCCUGGCGGCUCUCUCAAUCGUGAGCACUGCACAGUACCAAAUUUGGCAAGGCUCGAAGCAGCACGAGCAUGGCGUGACCGCUACGCAGAUCACGUACUCCGUCGCAUGGCCGCAAUCCAUUGCAGGGCUUGCAAGCUCGCUGACAGCUGAUGUGCUCAUGCCGCAGUUGAAGGUCCUCAUUCUAAUGAGACCAUCCUGCCUUCUGGAACAUCAGCUCUCAGGCCAAGGCGAUCUCUUCUGGAUCGCUCUCUGCAACGUAUUGGCGGUGUGUACCAACAUCUCUGUCUAUGGCCUCAUCGGCAAGACAUCCCCAGUGACCUACCAGGUGGUUGGACAGCUGAAGACGGUGCUUGUCGUGGUAUUUGGCUACAUCUUCUUCGAUGUUCGUGUUCCCCUGCAUUGGUUGAUGCUUCGCUUCGCAGGCGUCGGCGUUGCAGUCGUUGGCGUGUUCAGCUACGCCUUGUGCAAGAGUGCAGAGGGCCGUGAGAAGACGAGCUAG